This is a messenger RNA of Adelges cooleyi (spruce gall adelgid), 1279 nucleotides long. RefSeq names its product ribokinase-like. NCBI's taxonomy places the organism in Eukaryota, Metazoa, Arthropoda, Insecta, Hemiptera, Adelgidae. The coding region runs from base 217 to 1164 and encodes 315 amino acids. The transcript has 6 exons. The record is from RefSeq and is a predicted model, not a curated record. Gene Ontology annotation, molecular function: ribokinase activity. Gene Ontology annotation, biological process: D-ribose metabolic process.
UUUUAUUGUUUUUUUACUAUCAAACAAUGGUGUUCAAAAACGUCUAAGUAUUUGAGCAAUUCUAAUUUAAGUAUAUUGUAUAAUAACUGAAUAUUGUUUAAUAUAGGUACAUGAAUCCAAAAAUUAAUACCUUUUUUACUAAACAAGUAACCUUUUUUCUGUACCCACAAUUUUAAUUAUUAUUUGAUAUCGAAUAUCUAACACUUAUUUAUAAAAAUGUCAAAAGUUGUGGUUGUCGGUUCGUGUAGUACAGAUUUAUUUUUCUACACGUCAAAGUUACCCAAUCCGGGACAGACCAUACAUGGUAAACAAUUUUCUAUUGACUUUGGGGGUAAAGGGGCCAAUCAGUGUGUUGCUGCUCAAAAUUUGGGUGCCGAUACUGUAUUUAUUGGCUGUGUUGGAGAAGAUCUUUUUGGAGAAGACAUAUUAAAUAAUUUUAAAAAAUGUGGCGUGGACACUCGUUACAUUGUGAAAAAACCAAAUGUGGAUACGGGAGUUGCUCAAAUAAAUGUCACUGACGACGGAGAAAACUACAUCAUCAUCGUUGCUGGAGCUAAUGGAACUUUACAAAAGGGCGACGUAGACAAAGCAGAAAGCGUGUUACUAAAUGAAACCGGCGUUGUGUUGUUUCAGUUUGAGACACCGUUAGAAACUACCGAGUACUUGCUAAAUAAAAUUUCUACGAUUAACAGUAAAUGUUGUAAAAUUGUAAAUGGAGCACCGGCUUAUUCAAAUUUACAAAAAGAAAUUCUUCAAUUGGCCGAUAUAUUUUGUGUAAACGAAUCGGAGGCAGAGAUUUAUACAAAUGAAAUAAUUAAAAUUGAUAGCAUUGAAUCGGCCAACCAAGCUUUGUCUUUACUUUUAAAACAAGGAUGUAACACCGUAAUUAUAACCUUAGGACCUUUAGGUGCAGUGUUUGCUUCAAAAGACGCACGCGAACCUCAAUGGGUACGCUUGCCAAAAAUUGAAAAUCCCAUUGAUACAACUGGUGCUGGAGAUGCCUUUAUCGGAGCAUUAGCUUAUUUUAUUGUGCAUAAGCCAAAUCUUAAUUUAUAUGAAAAAAUUAAGAGAUCUUGUGCUAUCGCUACGGUUACUGUACAACAUAAGGGUACACAAAAAAGUUUUCCGCUGAGAAAUGACUUGCCAAAUAAGCUUUUCGAUUAAAUAUUUUUAAUUGUAUCAAGUAUAUAAUAUAUUUAUACUAUUAGUUUAAUUUUAUUUUAUUUUUAAAUGCAUGUUACUGUUUUAUCUACAUAUAUACUGAUAUUAAAAUAGAAGU